CUCUUGUGCGCGGUCCCGGUGACGUCACGAGCGCCAUAUUGAACGAAGGCUUUCGCUCCUCGUUCCUGAAGCUGUUUCCGCCUCUGCCGUUGUGACUGUUACCGGCUACGGCAAACUGCUGAGCUGUUAUUCCUGUCAGAAAGAGAAGAGCUGGAGACCCCAAACCGGGGUUACGUGGGGUCUCCUGGUUCUGGAGGCGAAAGUGUGCCACAGAGGCUCGGGAGGCAGCCGGUGUGCGACAACCCCCUUCCGGCCAUGGACGUCGACCGGCUCCAAGAGGCUCUGAAAGAUUUUGAAAAAAAAGGGAAGAAGGAAGCAUGUCCGGAACUGGAUCAAUUUCUUAGCCAUGUAGCGAAAACCGGCGAGACCAUAGUCCAGUGGCCUCAGUUUAAAGAUUACUUCAUGUUCAAACUUGAAACGGUGAUGGACGACUUCAAAUCAGCUGCACCAGAGCCCAGAGGGCCACCCAAUCCUAACGUGGAGUACAUCCCCUUUGAUGAAAUGAAGGAAAGAAUACUUAAAAUUGUUACUGGUUUUAAUGGGAUACCGUUUACUAUUCAGCGACUUUGUGAGCUAGUUACUGACCCCCGGAGGAAUUACACUGGCACCGACAAGUUUCUGAGAGGAGUGGAAAAGAACGUCAUGGUUGUAAGCUGUGUCUACCCUUCUUCUGAGAAAAAUAAUUCAAGUAGCAUAAACCGAAUGAACGGUGUGAUGUUUCCUGGAAACUCCCAGAGUUACACUGACAGAUCGAAUGUUAAUGGUCCAGGAACCCCAAGACCACUGAGCAGAACAAAGCUUUCCGUCACAAGUCCCAUGACAACUAAUGGUUUGCCUGAUGGUGGCGAGAACAAAGACUCUGAAGUACAACAGAAAGACGAAGCUGACAGCGAUUCCCUGUCCCCAGAUGAAAGUUCUCCGUCCAGUACUGUAAAGAACAAGCAUAUGGAGGAAGAUGCGACAGAGAAGCAUGAGGUAAAGAGACUGAAAUUCGACACAGAAGAGGAAGAGGAGGAGGAGGAAGAAGAGCAAACUGCCACCUUGGACCCUUCUUCCAGCCAGUCAUCCAGUGAAAUGCCUGACGAAGCAGAAGCUGUAUGCACAAGUGAAGAGGCAGAGCAAGACGGUUGUGAUACAGAUCUUACUGCGGAAGAAUCUUUAGUGACCUCAAGCGAAUCUGCGGCCGAAGAGGCCGACAAGGAAACCGCUGACGACGUGUGUGUAACUGAAGAGACCCCCGAGGAAUCCCAUCACAUGGAGCAGUCUGAGGCGUCCGAACCUCAGGUCAGCGAGAGCACAGACGAAGCCGAAAGCACGACCUCGACAAGUGAAGCCGACUCGGAGUGCGCUGAAGCUGAGCACCCAGAAACUUUUGAAAAGACCCCUGAAAUCCCUUCUGAGUCUCCCAUGGAUAACAGCGAGGAGGCCACAGAUGUAGCAGACGAACCUAUGGAACAAGACUAACUCCACUGACACCUAGAGACGCAGUAUUUUCCAGACAGUUCUGUUUUUACACUGUAUACAAAUUUUACUUAAUAAAACCGGACCUUUUAGUUUUACAAAAGGCAGAUUGUGAAAAAAAAAAACACACAAAAAAACCCUUUUUUUUUUUUCUGGAAUAGAUACUGAGCUUUAUUCACCCCAUGUCAGAACUGUGAAUCUCUCAACCCUUCAGGUUCUGUUCACCGCUGACUUGUUCAUUUGGUCAAAUCAGUGGUUUGUGUAUAGAUUAAAAUGUGUUUUUUUUUUUUUUUUUUUUUUAUUCAGAAAGGUUUUUAAACUGGAAGGUGUUUUUUUUUUUUUUUUGAGGAUUUUCCACUUUUUUUUGUUAGAAAUGGAAAAAAGUAAGCUCUAGGGCGUCUUGUCCCUGCUUGUCAUUGAAGUUCAUUUCAGCUAAACUUUAGACGGUGUUUUUUUUUUUUGUUCCUUAUAUAUUUCAUAGGAACCUUGUUUCCUCUCCACACUAAUUCCUAUGGCAGUGAAUGUGUUAGUCUUCGCUUUCCUCAAAACCUUUGCCUUCUUAACCAAAAUGAAAUUGCACCUGACUUCUGUUUGUAGAAAAGGGGGCAUGAAGGGCAUCAAGUGCGCCCAUGUUGGAAGCUGGUAUCAUCCAGACGCAGUGUUGGUUCACUAUUCAGUCUCGUUUUACCAUUUUGGGAAUGUUUUUCCUCUACACUUUUUUUUUUUCUUUUUGUAUGCACUGAUGUCCUGUGCUGCUUCAUGCACUUCACAGAGCCGUGUGGCGGCAGACCGGGUCCUCGCGGUUCUAUUUAGCACCGUAUAACGGUGACAAUCUCCUGCAGAAUCACUACUGUAAUAAGCCUUCCAAUGGCGCAUUCCACAGUUAAUAUCGGAGGCAUGUGGAGAUAACUGAGGGCCUCAUCCAUGUCAUUGGGUGCCAUAUUCUGGUUCUGAGCAAGUUGUCUGUAUGGACCGGUGGUACAUAAGACCUUAUUAAACCCCCCGAAAUACUGUGAUUCACCAUAUUCUCGGUCAGGGUAUUGUGAAGAUGUAGCCCUCUCCCUGGUGUAAUCAACAAAUCCUUCUCUGUACCUGCUGUGAGGUUUCCUGUAGCCAACAGCGUUCCAACAGAAUUUUGAAUGCAGCUUUGGGUGUGAAUGGAGUAGAACACCUGAUGUAACUGUGCAUGCAGAAUGUAAGGUGACGAUUAAAUCUGAACCUGCAGAUUCUAUUAGAUAUCACUUGAUAGUGCAGAUCUCUACUUCGGAAGGUUUUUGUUUUAACAUUCCAAGAAACUGAAGGCCUUUAUAUUCUUCUGUCUUUUUAUUUUUUUUAUUUUAUUUAUGAUGACGUGCGCUCUUUCGCUCCUGCUCUGGGAGCAGUCACAGACCAGUCUCUGUCAUGUAGAUACCGGCAAACCUGAUUUAAUAAAACACUCAAAGGGUACUGUCCUCGACUCCAGCCGUCUGUAUAUGAAUGCCGUGAGAGCGCUGAUCCUUCUCCGUAUGUACCCGGCCUGAAUGGCUGACCUUCCGGAGACCGUCGGGAUCACCAUGAUGUGUAAAACUUUCCUUUUCCAAGUAAACUUUUUUUUUUUUUUUUUUUUUUUUUUUUUGUGUUCUCCUCCUCCAAACUUUGCCUUUCUUGACAGCCAGCGAUGAAGACCAUCUUUCCACCUGCUUCAAAGCAAAGCACAACCCCCCCGCCCUCCGCUCUUUUAACAUCACGCCAUCGGUAACGGAGCGCCCGAUUCCUGGCUGCAGAGUUUCUACCUGUUUUUUUUUUUUUUUCUCUUCAAACGUAAUGGCUUUUUUGAUAUUUAGAAUUUUUAAAUUUCGGUAAAAGUAGAUUUUGUAGGACGUAACGAGUGUUCACUGCCUUUGUGGAAACGUUAUCUAAUUGUAUAAUUUCUGUGUGUAAAACUGAAUGCUUUGGGCUUUCAAUACAGUAUUCAUAUGAAGCAAUAAAUAUUUAUG
Messenger RNA from Bufo gargarizans (Asiatic toad), 3437 nucleotides. It is a transcript of the gene PPP4R2, whose product is annotated as protein phosphatase 4 regulatory subunit 2. Bases 256 to 1464 code for a protein of 402 amino acids. Gene Ontology annotation, biological process: protein dephosphorylation. The transcript has 9 exons. Gene Ontology annotation, molecular function: protein phosphatase regulator activity. The record is from RefSeq and is a predicted model, not a curated record. Gene Ontology annotation, cellular component: cytoplasm; nucleus; protein phosphatase 4 complex. Lineage: Eukaryota; Metazoa; Chordata; Amphibia; Anura; Bufonidae.